UCUUCCACUUCACAAGGCUUAAAGUGCCCCUAGUUGAUGUAACGCCCUUUUUAAUGUCUGAACCAUGUACUUGGGACAGUAAACUGUUACACAAGCUAAGAUGUGUUAGAAGCUACACCAGCACAUGACUGAGGCUCCACUGAGGUGUAUUAUUUUUCAUGCGUUUGGACUAGCAUCAUUUGGGAAAAUGAUUGGAAUAAGCUACACAUCUUCAUUCAUUCUGAUCUUGAGUCUUUUUCUCAUGUCAGCUCAAUCAAAUACAACAAAUACUGUCUACACAACUUCAGAAGGUUCUACUACAGCUACAACUUUACCAACACCUACAACAGAUAAUGGCUCCACAACUACAGAAUAUUCUACUACAGCUACAAAUUUAACAACACCUACAACAGACCCUGGCUCCACAACUACAGAAGACUCUACUACAGCUACAACUUUAACAACACCUACAACAAAUACUGGCUCCACAACUACAGCAGGUAUAUGUUUUUUAAAUCACAACAAACUAAAACAGAAUUUCAUUUAAGAAUUUGUUCUAUAAGAAUAGGGAAUAUUUUUCUUAUUACAUUUAUACACACACACAUACACACAUGUUGUGUUUCCAUGUUUUAUGGAGACAUUCCAUAUGCGUAAUGGUUUUUAUACUGUACAGACUGUAUUUUCUAUUGCCCUACCACUACCCUACACCUGAACUUUCUCAAUAAAACUCAUUCUGCAUGAUUUAUAAGCCUGUUUCCUCAUAGGAAACUAAAAAAUGUCCCCACAAGGUCAAAAUUUACUGGUAUUACUAUUCUUGUGGGGACAUUCCCAUAACGUGAUAAAUAUCAGGUGUACACACACAUAUUACUGCUGAAAAUGAAUUUCAUUUAAGAAGUCAACUGCAUGUUUCAUAACCAGACUCCA
This is a messenger RNA of Labeo rohita (rohu), 903 nucleotides long. RefSeq names its product integumentary mucin C.1-like. The record is from RefSeq and is a predicted model, not a curated record. The coding region runs from base 125 to 526 and encodes 133 amino acids. NCBI's taxonomy places the organism in Eukaryota, Metazoa, Chordata, Actinopteri, Cypriniformes, Cyprinidae. The transcript has 5 exons.